This is a messenger RNA of Parasteatoda tepidariorum (common house spider), 891 nucleotides long. RefSeq names its product tigger transposable element-derived protein 6-like. The record is from RefSeq and is a predicted model, not a curated record. NCBI's taxonomy places the organism in Eukaryota, Metazoa, Arthropoda, Arachnida, Araneae, Theridiidae.
AUGCGCUUGACUGUUUUGCUCUGUGCAAAUGCCGAUGGAAGCCAAAAGUUAACGUCUCUUGUGAUCGGUAGAGCAGAGAAACCACGGUGUUUCAAAAAUAUCAAAAGUUUUCCUACCGAUUACGAUUCAAACAAAAACGCAUGGAUGACGCAAGCAUUAUUUAAAAAUUUUCUUCGAGAACUGGAUAAGAAAAUGAGUUUUCAAAAGCGCAACAUAAUUUUAUUCCUAGACCAAUGCACUGCUCAUUUAAACCUUAAAUUGAAAAACGUGCGAAUAGAGUUUUUUCCAGUUAACUGUACGAGCAAACUUCAACCACUGGAUUUAGGAAUUAUACGAUCAUUUAAAGAGAGUUACCGGAAGCAACUGGUUAGAAAAUCUCUAAUGUUUCUUGAUUCUGGUGACUUUCAGGAUGCUUCUAAGGCAAAAAUUAAUGUUCUUGAGGCUCUUAAUUUGAUAUCUUCAGCUUGGGACAGUGUCGACCGAAAGUGCAUUAUCAAUGGAUUCAAUAAAGCAGGAUUUUCAAUAUCGGAGGAGGAGAGCGCUGUUGUUUUGGAAGAAGAAGAAGGUAGCGUGUCUGAAGUUGAGGACCUUCCGGAAGUCGAUGAUGCAUACAUCGACUGUGACACAGAUAUCAUUACUUCAGAAAUCCCUUCCAUAAGUGAUUUAAUGCCUGAUUCCGACGAUAGUGCUGAUGACGAUGAAGAUGAAAUAACAGAAGACGUGCCAACAGCUGAUCAAGCGAUACAAAGCAUAAAAACUCUAAAACAAUUUUUACUUGCAAAUGUAAAUCAAGAAGCAAAUUUGCAAAAAAUUGUUAGUAUUGAACGAGCUGUAUACGAAAUUGUAGCUAGAAACGAAAAGCAAGUAAAGAUUACUCAUUUUUUCCAUUAA